Messenger RNA from Spinacia oleracea (spinach), 1284 nucleotides. RefSeq lists its product as uncharacterized. Lineage: Eukaryota; Viridiplantae; Streptophyta; Magnoliopsida; Caryophyllales; Amaranthaceae. Bases 1 to 1284 code for a protein of 427 amino acids. The transcript is spliced from 2 exons. The record is from RefSeq and is a predicted model, not a curated record.
AUGAUUGAGACCCAACCAGCUCAACUUGCAAAUACCUUUAGGGAACAUCAUGCGCAUGCUAGUCUCCCACCCCAAAGUCAUACUCCAAGGAAAAUGAAUGCCAUAGUGACAAGGAGUGGGAAAAUCUUAGAUGAUGUUCCUCGAGCUAAUAAGGUUUCUAAGCCUAAUGGGAAGGAUCAAGGGGGAGUCAUUGAGUCUAGUGACAAUGAUGUGGUAGAAGAGGAGCCUCCCAUCAAUGAUGUAGGUGAAACUCCUAUACCAAAGGAGGCAACUCUCCUACCUCUCCCCACUCCUAAACUUCCCUAUCCCCAAAGAUUCAUAAGGCACAAGUUGGACGUGCAAUUCUCAAAAUUCCUUGAUGUUCUUCGAAAUUUUCACAUCACCCUCCCCUUUACGGAAGCAUUGAAACAAAUGCCUACCUACUCAAUAUUUCUCAAGGAAAUCUUGAGUGGGAAGCGGGAUUGCGACGUAAAGGAGAUGGAGCUUGAAAUAAGCAAUGCCUUGUGUGAUUUGGGUGCUAGCGUUAGUCUAAUGCCUUACUCGGUGUUCGCCAAGCUUGAAGUUGGUGAUCUUGUCCCAACUAACAUCACUUUGCAACUUGCCGACCGUUCGGUCAAGUACCCUAUUGGCAAGGUUGAGGAUGUACCCUUGAGGGUUGGUGGAUUAGUGAUCCCCGUCGACUUUGUAGUCCUAGACAUAGAUGAGGACGUGCAUGUCCCUAUUAUUCUAGGCCGCCCAUUCUUGGCUACGGCCGGGGAAAUUAUUGAUGUCAAGCAAGGGAACAUUACCUUGAAAGUUGGGAAGGAUAGCUUAUUUUUUGACUUGAACAAAGCCAUGCGUUAUCCUAGUUCCACUAACGAGAAAUGUCUCUUUGUUGAAUCUUUUGAUCCCAUUGUGAAUGACAUGCACGAGCACUUGCUCACCACUAAUGAUCCACUUGAGCUUGUUCUUUUGAAUAGACAUGGUUUAGGUACUUUAGGGGUCGAAGUGGCUAACUACAAGGAGCUCUUGGAUGCCCCACCACCUUGCGCUCAACCCGAGCAAUGCAUGCUUGUGUUGGAUGGGAAAGAAGCUUUGGAUGAAGCCGAAAUUGGUAAGGAAUCUCCCAAGGUAGAGCUAAAACCUCUACCUUCGAGCUUGAGGUACGCAUUUCUCGGACCCAACUCUUCUUACCCCGUGAUUAUCAAUUCCUCUUUAGAUGACGAGCAAGUGCUCAAGCUCACUCAUGUCUUGAAGUCAUCAAAGGGCUUUGGGCUACACUAUUGGAGAUUUGAAAGGUGUUAG